Molecule: messenger RNA, 879 nt
Organism: Hypanus sabinus (Atlantic stingray)
Lineage: Eukaryota; Metazoa; Chordata; Chondrichthyes; Myliobatiformes; Dasyatidae
Exons: 2
Source: RefSeq, a predicted model, not a curated record
UCCGCGGUGGAGAAAGAAGCCCAGGCCAUAGUGGAGGCUGUUAGGCACUGGAGGCACUAUCUUGCUGGCAAAAGUUUCACCGUGCUGACCGACCAGCGCUCGGUUGCGUUCCUGUUCAGCAACCAACAGCGGGGCAAAAUCAAAAAUGAUAAGAUUCUGCGGUGGAGGAUAGAACUCUCCACCUACACCUAUGAUAUCCUGUACCGGCCUGGCAGACUCAAUGAGCCCCCUGAUGCCCUAUCCCGGGGAACAUGUGCUAGCACACAGCUCGACCAACUGUACACCCUUCAUGCACAACUUUGCCAUCCGGGGGUCACCCGAUUUUACCAUUUUGUGAAAGCUCGGAACCUGCCAUACUCCCUGGAGGACAUCAGGACGAUGACCAGGGACUGCCAAAUUUGCGCUGAGUGCAAACCGCACUUCUACCGUCCUGACACGGCACAACUUGUCAAGGCCACCCGCCCUUUUGAACGCCUGAGUGUUGACUUUAAGGGCCCCCUUCCCUCCACUGCGUGUGUGGUGCAUCAGCGUGACAACAUCGGUAGCAAUACUGUGUCGCCCACCAGUGAGACCAUUGAGGAGACAUGCCAGUGGAGCAGCGAGGGUUUGGAUCAGGACCAGUGGCGGUGGCUGAAAGACCUCCUGCUCCUGGGCCAGCAACUCGAUAUCUUGGCAGCCAAGGACAAGGACUGCAGUCGCACAGGGCUGUUCCAACACCAAAUUAACACCAGAGACGCCUGCCCCAUUCACCUGCGGCCCCAUCGCCUGACCCUCAUCAAAUGCCAGGCAGCGGAACUGCAGAUCAAAGAGAUAGCAGAGGCUGCCAUCUUCCAACAGCCCGUGGACAGCCCUAGCAGUGUUUGUCAUGAAGAAAGAUGA